AUCUAUUCUAUCCCUCCCCGUGGAACUUUUGGAUAUGCUCUUCUCUCUGCUCGAAGGGGAUUGGAGUGAUAUCCUCUGCUUUGCCGCCACAUGCCUGACCCUCUGGCCAAUUGCAGCUACGCAUCUUCGCAGGCGUUUUCAGCAAGUGCAAGCUAGGCGUACAUCAUACAGCCACCGUUUGGUAUGUCUAGGCGACUACACUCAUGCGGACGACCUUCCACCCGGUCUCCACCUUUCUAAGGAGGAGAGGCGCGAAUCCUUUGGAGGUGAUCUGUAUGUCUCCGCAUUCGACCACUACGCCUCGCGCGGCACGAUCUUUGGGACCGAUGACGGCGUUUUUUCGUCGAUGAUCGGGGCUCUCUACCGACGUUUCGACUACUGGGAUAGAGAGGCACAGGCCAUAGAGAGCGAGCUGCGCCGGUGUCUGCCUAAGGAGGCGCGCUUCCCGCAAAGUGACGUCGGACUCGUUCUUCGAAACCUCUCCCAGCACGCGUUCGUGCGUGGCUCAGCACUUGCAGCCUUCAACAACGAGAUGCCAGAGCACUACGAGAUCAAGGGUCGUACCCAGCUACCCUGUUUGGGGAAUGCCGCGCUCGCUCGAAUCUGCUGGUCUUCCUACCCCUCCACCGGCACGCCGUACGAUGGGCCUCUGCAUCGCGGGGUCUGGGCGGGCGACCGGUUCGAUGUCGUGGAUGAAGAGGCUUUCGAGCGGGAGCGAGAGGCUGAAUCCGGGAAGCCAUGGGAGGAUGCGACAGACGAAGUUCUGGCAGAGCUCAAGGCGAUGUGGAUCGCUGAGGGUUUGCUUGUUCCUCUACAGGACGACUGAAGACUGCUGUAGUACCGGCCGUUCUUUCGGGGGAUAGCACUGCAAUGACAUACAACGCCUUCAAGACUCGGUAUCAUGCAGGACCAGUCGUGUUCUGCGAUGCAAUCA
Molecule: messenger RNA, 934 nt
Organism: Schizophyllum commune H4-8
Lineage: Eukaryota; Fungi; Basidiomycota; Agaricomycetes; Agaricales; Schizophyllaceae
Exons: 2
Coding region: 35-826 (263 amino acids)
Source: RefSeq, a predicted model, not a curated record